AUGCUCCGUCAGACAUCGCGCGCCCUCAAGGGCCUCGCCGAAGCUCGGCCCGGGCAACAACGAGCCCUCACCACGGCCCAACGAGCCACAGCCGUAGCAACACGGCGCAACAGCCCCGCCAAUGUGAGGAAUCAAUCGACGACGGCGGCCACAAAACCAACUGCGACCGAAGCACGGCCGAAACCUAGCCCGUCAUUCAAUGCCGCAACCAAAGAUCGAAGCCAUGUCCAGCCCCUCGUUAACCCGAAGAAGAGCGACGUGGACGAGUCGUAUGCCUACCGCAAUGCCCCUCCUGUUCGCAGGGUCACAUUCGGCUACCCGGGCGGCGCCAUUCUUCCCGUGUUCGAUGCGAUCUACAACUCCCCCCAUUUUGGUUUCGUGCUUCCAAGGCACGAGCAGGGCGCUGGCCACAUGGCCGAGGGCUAUGCGCGUGCUUCAGGAAAGCCUGGUGUUGUGUUGGUGACAUCUGGGCCUGGCGCAACCAACGUCGUCACCCCGAUGGCUGAUGCGCUUGCGGAUGGCACGCCAAUGGUCGUGUUUACCGGCCAGGUCGUCACGGCCGCUAUCGGAAGUGAUGCUUUCCAAGAAGCCGACGUGAUUGGCAUCUCACGGGCGUGCACCAAGUGGAACGUCAUGGUCAAGAGCGUCGCCGAACUCCCCCGGAGGAUCAACGAGGCUUUCGAGAUUGCUACCAGCGGCAGGCCGGGCCCUGUUCUUGUCGACCUUCCCAAGGAUAUCACGGCCGGCGUCCUGAGGCGAGCCAUUCCCACCGAAUCUGCUAUCCCAACGAUUCCUAGCGCCGCGUCUCGUGCUGCCCUCGAAAUCAACAAGAAGCAGCAGGAUGCUUCGAUCCGCCGCGUCGCCGAUCUCAUCAACAUCGCUAAGAAGCCCGUCAUCUAUGCUGGCCAUGGUGUUAUCUGCUCCAAGAACGGCCCGGCACUGCUCAGGACGUUGGCGGACAAGGCAUCUCUUCCCGUCACGACUACUCUCCAAGGUCUCGGCGCCUUUGACGAGUUGGACGAGAAGUCGCUGCACAUGCUUGGCAUGCACGGCUCUGCGUAUGCCAACAUGGCGAUGCAAGAAGCUGACUUGAUCAUCGCCCUCGGCGCCCGCUUUGACGACCGCGUGACCCUGAGCGUUGCCAAGUUUGCCCCGGCUGCUAAGGCCGCUGCUGCCGAGGGACGUGGAGGUAUCAUCCACUUUGAGAUUCUGCCCAAGAAUAUCAACAAGGUUGUGCAAGCGACCGAGGCCAUCGAAGGCGACAUCAGCGCUAGUCUUGAGAUGCUUCUGCCACAUGUUGAGGCCAAGGCGAUGGCCGACAGGAAGGACUGGUUUGACAAGAUCAACGAGUGGAAGGCGAAGUGGCCUCUUUCCGACUACGAACGGGCGGAGCGCUCAGGCUUGAUCAAGCCGCAGACUCUUAUCGAGGAGCUGAGCAAGCUGACGGCCGACCGCAAAAACGACACAUACAUCUCUACUGGUGUUGGCCAGCAUCAGAUGUGGGUGGCUCAGCACUUCCGCUGGCGGCACCCUCGGUCCAUGAUCACCUCUGGUGGCUUGGGGACCAUGGGUUACGGCCUGCCGGCUGCCAUCGGCGCCAAGGUGGCGAAGCCUGAUUCGCUCGUCAUCGACAUUGACGGUGAUGCCUCGUUUGCCAUGACCCUGACCGAGCUCUCCACUGCUGCGCAGUUCAACAUUGGCGUCAAGGUCAUCAUCCUGAACAACGAGGAACAGGGCAUGGUCACGCAAUGGCAGAACCUGUUCUACGAAGACAGGUAUUCACACACCCACCAGAAGAACCCCGACUUCAUGAAGCUGGCCGACGCCAUGGGCGUGCAGCACAGGCGCCUCGUAAAGCCCGAAGAGACCGUGGAGGCUCUCAAGUGGCUGAUUGAGAGCGAUGGGCCGGCCGUGCUCGAGGUGGUGACGGACAAGAAGGUCCCUGUCCUUCCCAUGGUCCCCGCCGGGUCUGGUCUGCACGAGUUCAUCACCUGGGAUAGUGCCAAGGACAAGAUUAGGCGAGAGCGGAUGCGGGAACGCACCGGCGGCCUCCACUCUUAA
Molecule: messenger RNA, 2061 nt
Organism: Chaetomium globosum CBS 148.51
Lineage: Eukaryota; Fungi; Ascomycota; Sordariomycetes; Sordariales; Chaetomiaceae
Exons: 4
Coding region: 1-2061 (686 amino acids)
Biological process (GO): L-valine biosynthetic process
Cellular component (GO): acetolactate synthase complex; mitochondrion
Molecular function (GO): flavin adenine dinucleotide binding; thiamine pyrophosphate binding; acetolactate synthase activity
Source: RefSeq, a predicted model, not a curated record